AUUGCUUUGCCUUGCAUGACUCUAGAGUAAGAUGCUUUCUUACUAUUUGCAGCAUGACUUGGUGUCACUCUGGCUUGUGCCAUAAAUGCUGUCAGAAAACCUCAGCUCAUCAGACUCAGUGGGUGAUGACUAGUGGAGAUGGAGACAGAUGGGCGAGAGACACGAUGAUGACACUGUCUGCUGUCUGGGAUCACAAAAAGCCUCAUGGAAAUCCCCAGUAUGUCCAAGCGGCGCUCGUCUGACAGGGGGGCUGGAGAGGCAUCAGGCAGGGCCAGCAAGCUACAAUGUCCUGGGAUAUCUGGCAAUAAUGCCAAGAGAGCUGGGCCCUUCAUACUUGGGCCUCGCCUGGGCAACUCACCAGUGCCCAGCAUAGUGCAAUGUCUGGCCAGAAAGGACGGCACUGACGACUUCUAUCAGCUCAAAAUCCUGACACUGGAGGAGCGGGUGGACUCUGCAGGGGAGACUCAGGAAGAGAGACAGGGGAAGAUGCUGCUGCACACGGAGUACUCCCUGCUUUCUCUCCUGCACAACCAGGAUGGGGUGGUCCACCACCACGGCCUAUUCCAGGAUCGCGCCUAUGAAAUAGUGGAGGAUAUGGAGGCCAACAAGGUGCGCAAGAUGAAGAAGCGGAUCUGCCUCGUGCUGGACUGCUUGUGUGCUCAUGACUUCAGCGACAAGACGGCAGAUCUAAUAAACCUCCAGCAUUAUGUCAUAAAGGAGAAGCGACUGAGCGAGCGUGAGGCCAUCGUAAUCUUCUACGAUGUGGUGCGUGUGGUGGAGGCCCUACAUAAGAAAAACAUUGUGCACAGAGACCUCAAGCUGGGAAACAUGGUGCUGAACAAACGGACUCACCGAAUCACCAUCACCAACUUCUGCCUGGGAAAGCACCUGGUGAGUGAGGACGACCUGCUGAAAGACCAGAGAGGAAGUCCGGCCUACAUCAGUCCUGAUGUAUUAAGUGGUCGGCCGUACCGUGGUAAACCCAGUGACAUGUGGGCUCUUGGUGUGGUCCUGUUCACCAUGCUGUAUGGCCAGUUCCCCUUCUAUGACAGCAUACCUCAAGAGCUCUUCCGUAAGAUCAAGGCUGCAGAAUACUCCAUCCCAGAGGACGGCCGUGUGUCUGAGAACACAGUGUGCCUGAUCCGAAAGCUGCUGGUGCUGGACCCUCAGCAGAGGCUUACUGCAGGAGAGGUGCUGGAGUCUCUCAGUGCAAUCAUUGCUUCAUGGCAGUCUGUAUCAUCGUUGAGUGGCCCUCUGCAGGUGGUGCCAGAUAUUGAUGAUCAGGUCCAUCACCCAGAACAUCUGCAAGAGGCCAAGGUGAUAGAAGAGUCAUCACAGUACGAGUUUGAGAACUACAUGCGCCAGCAGCUGCUGUUGGCUGAAGAGAAGAACACUAUCCAUGAGGCCAAGAGCUUUCUCACCAAGCGCCAGUUUGGUAGCAUCCCACCUGUAAGGCGUCUGGGCCACGACGCCCAGCCUGUCAGCCCCCUAGAUGCUGCCAUCCUGGCACAACGUUUCCUCCGGAAGUAGUCCCCAACCAGCCAUCUCUGCCUCUCUGACCUCCCCAGGGAGUACAGAGACCUGGGGAAUCCAGAGAGGACUGAGAAGAAUUAGUCCCCAAACUGAACUCGCAAACAGGAGGCCCAGUCAGAACCAGGGUACAGAUGGCCCCAUUUGCAGAUGGGCUUUGGGCAAGCUAGGUGGAGCAGGCAUGAGGAGGGCACCAGAACAGAAGACCAAAUUAGACUUCAGUCCUCAUGUCUGGAUCCUCCAGUGAAACGCAGAAAGCCCUGGAGGAAGAUCUGAACCAAAGGUUCCUUGCCCUCAGGUCACCCACAGUCAGAUCUCACUGUGCAACCAACCUGAGGCACAGUCACAAGGGUGUGGCUAACACGAGGCUCUGCCUGGAGUGUUGAAGAGACAAUUAACCCCAUAUUCCUCCUCCUUUGAAAUCUCCUUACUGUAACACUUUCCCCAUCAACUCUGGGUCCCCUGAGCAAUACAGGACCAGAAUCAUGUAGCAACCCCUUCUUUUCCUAGUGGUUAAUGGUGUUGCCUCAAGUCAGAUCACCUGAUCAAAGAUGUCACUUCUCGAUGCCCCCAUUCCACCCUCCUCCUCCUCUGUACUGUUUUUUUCCUGAAUCAAAAAUGAUCCAGACUAGUCCUGUCUAUAACGCUGACUUCAAAUCAAUCUACCUCUCUGUCUCUCUUCUCUGUUGGUAAACCAUGCUCACUGUUCUGAGACAAGGGAUUGUAACAAUGGAGUCUUGAUGCCACCAGUGACAUAAAGCAUUAAUGUUUUCUGUCAGUGAUAAUGCUUUGAAACCUUUUCAGUGGUUUCAAAAAAAUCUGAAUAAGCUUUUUCUCAUUUACCUAAAUAAGUAGCAUUUUAUCCCUACCUUUGAAUUGAAGAUACUGAAUAUCAAAGUAUGUCUACAUGCAUCCUUUGAUAUUUGCAGAAUUCAUUGUCUCUAUCUUUUACUCAUCCCUGUGGAUAUUUUUUUUUUUUUUUUUUUUUGCAUCUAGGCAGCUAGUGCGAGGUACCUGGAAGUCACAAUGCCAAGACCUGAAUGGGGGAAAAACUGUUGGAUCCUCCCUGCCAAGGCAUAUUAAUGGUAAUGCUUCCUCAGUGCCAUGAUGGUGAAGAUCAGGCACUGUCAUGUUUCUAUUGCCAAAAAUCAUGUCUUAAAAUUACUCUUAGCCAAGGAAACUGGUACCCACAGCCUCAUUCAGAAUCAAAGAGCUUCCAGGUAUUCCAACUUUCCUGUUUCUUUUUAGAUCAGAUGACUGAUCAGAUCACAGGACAAGUGUUUUUCAGUCUGAAUGUGAACGGUCAUUCUACGCUUUGAUACUUCUGCAGUGUCCAUGAGAGAGUGUGUGUGUGUUUCAGGCCAGGCAAAAUAAGAGCCUGCAGAACUGUCGAGCUGUUAACCUCUGACAGUUGCAGGCUCUUUAAGCUAUCCUCCAAUCAUUGUUCUGUUAUCUGGCCUGCCUCAGUGGCAGACACUGUGAAAACCAGAGCAGGCUUUGCUAAGACGGGACUUGACUGAAUGGUUUUGUGAUUGCCAUGAAUGCUUUCUUAAGAUUGGAAAAUAUCACACACCUAUUGCCAUUCUCAAGCCCUCUCUCUAGCUAAACUUAUACAUGCUUGUAGUAUUUCACCAUGGAGGCUCUCUAUAUAGAGGGGAUAGCUGGGGUCUAGUAAUUGAUACUGUAAUAUUUCAUAGAUAAAUGGAAAAUACAGACUCAUAGGUUUCAAGUUUCUUUGCUGGGUCUUCUUGGCUAGUGAUGCAUUCUUCUCUUUAAUCAAAGAGUUUCUUUAAACCAUGGCAAAGCUACUAACCAGUGACUGUUAGGCAUCUGUACACUGCAACUUGCCUUUGCAUUGGUACCUGCUUUAGGCUAUCUAGGCUUCUUCUUAUUUAUAUUCAAAGUCAUUGCAUGAACAUAGGCUCUGGAAUAUUUUCAAAUAUCUUUUUUUCUUUGUAAUUUCACGUAGAUUUAUUUAUCCCCCCCCCCCAAAAAAAAAACAACAACAAAACACUGGGGCUUGUAUCACAGACUAUGAUCGUAGUCUGUCAAAAAUGUCCUUUGAAUGAAAAUAUCCUCCAAGACAUUGCCGCAACUGAAACGGGCCCCAAAUCUUUCUGCUCUCACAGCUUUAAGAAAUGUUAACUCCAACCGUGGUUCUCAUUUUGAUCCUUUCUUACCACAUUCAUUCAAGAGUAGCAUCUGUUGUUUUUCCUUUUGGAUUUCUAAAUCAUUUUCUUGCCAUUUUGCCACAAAGUCUGUGGUCAACUUAAGCUACACUAAUAACGAGACUGACCUUUGCAUAGUUCUAUUUUUUACAGAAAAAUGAUACUCGCACAUUAUCAUGAUGUAGGGAGUUUUUUAAGUGUUUUUGUUUUUCUGUCCCAAAAAGUCUCCACACAUGGCUGCACUCUCUGGUCAGUAUGUAAAUAUGUACUAUCAUGAAUGCGCCAGUCAUAUUUUAUGUAGUUCCACCCAGUGAGAUACCGACUCAGUUUCAACACAUGCCGAUUGACGUGCAUUAUAGGCCACGUUGGCCAUCAACCACCACAUCUGGAGGCUAAAAUAAUAUGUAAAGAGAGCUGUUAGCUUUCUCCCACCUCAAUGUGAAUUCCAUGGGUAUACAGCAGUAUUGUAGAAGUCUAGGUUGUUCAUCAUAAAAGGGUGUUUCAUGAACGCCUUAGCCAUUGGUGAAUGAUGACAUUACGUGAUCGUCUGUGGAAAGUGUGUUAAGCCAUCUUCCAUGACGCCCAACAGCAGAUUAGUAACUAAAUAUUCAAUACACCGUUGAUGUAGAUAUUAUUCUCAGCCCCCCACCCCAAAUAAAGUUUUUCACUUUCUAGCUAGUGGAUUGUACCACAGUCAAUGUUUGUUUUACAGAGUUGUAUUUGGUAGAUUUCAAUGUGGACUAAAAAGCAUGGAAAUGGUGUGAGGUUAAAAUUUGUAAAACGUGACAGUUGCAUGAUUUUAAACUUGCAAGGUGUGCCAGAGCAACGAAUAGAGAAUUUGAAGACAACUUACUCCUUCGCGUCCUACAGGAAACUACAAAGCAAAAUGGGUAUACCCUUAAUUGGAUGAGUAGUAAAAUGUCGUAGUUAAUUUUCAAAAUACUUUUUUUAUUUUUUAGAUUUUCACCCUGCUUCUCAAGUUGUAAGUCGUCAGUAUAUAACCAAUAUAUUGACUGUUUCACCUGGAAACUUGGUGUAAGAUGUGAAACGUGGUGUAGUUUAAACCCAAUGGGAUAAUGUGUUGUAAGCUGCUUGGUCGGACAUGGGCAUCUAGAUACAGAAAACUGCGUUAUUGUACAGAUGAAAAACACGUUUGUAUAAAAAAACAUAUUUUUCUACUUCAUCAGAUCUCUACAUGCAUGUCAGCAAUAAACUUUGAUAUGGAAACAUUCAA
Molecule: messenger RNA, 4932 nt
Organism: Micropterus salmoides (largemouth bass)
Lineage: Eukaryota; Metazoa; Chordata; Actinopteri; Centrarchiformes; Centrarchidae
Gene: stk40
Product: serine/threonine kinase 40
Exons: 11
Coding region: 205-1530 (441 amino acids)
Biological process (GO): protein phosphorylation
Molecular function (GO): ATP binding; protein kinase activity
Source: RefSeq, a predicted model, not a curated record